AUGGCGUCAUUACAAGAUUCACAGAAAGUCAAUGUGCAAAAAGAUUAUGAUGAUUUAUUGACUUGCUCAUUAUGUCUUGAGACUUUCAGAAAUCCGAAGUAUUUACCAUGUCUGCAUACAUUUUGUGAGUUAUGUGUUAAUACUUAUAUUCUUUCAAUUGUUAAAGAAGAAAAUUCCGUUGGAUUCAAAUGUCCAGUCUGUCGAAAUCUAGUUCCUAUCACUGAAAGUCAAGGUAGGCCAGAAACAUGGGCUAAACAAUUACCAGGUAAUCAUUUUAUAGUUUCAAUGAUUGAUAGAAGCGCGAAACAGAAAUCGGAAAAGCUUUGCGAUACAUGCGAACAAAAACACGUUUCACAGAAGGCAGUCUCGUUCUGCACUGUAUGCGAAGAAUCAUAUUGCGAACCAUGCGAAGCUAAUCAUAAGUUAUAUAAAAUAUCAAGAAAACACAAAAUAAUUCCAAUUCAAAAGAUUGACGAAUUCACGGCAUCAUCUUCAAAUUUCUGUCUUGUGAAUUGUGAAGAACAUCCGGACAAGAAUAUUGAAAUAUUUUGCAAGGAUCACUCGAAACCAUGUUGUACAGUUUGUGCCACGGUCCAUCAUAGCAAAUGUGAAGAGGUUGUCACCGUAGACAAAGCAACUUCUGGUAUAAAGCAAUCAACGAAAGCACGAGAACUCAUGACAAAAUUAGUAGAAACCAGUGACAAAUUAGGGAAAGGUAUUAUGAUACAUAAAGACAGCAUGACAACUUUUGAUGAAGGUAUUGAAGUUGCCCUAACUGAUAUCAAAUCCCAAAAGGAUAAAUUUAUCAGACGUUUAAAUGAACUUGAACUUCAGUUACAGAACGAAACUCAUGCUACGAAGAAGAAAAAAAAUAUGAAAAUGUGCGAUGAAGCUACGAUGAUGUCAAGCCUCAAAAGUACUGUUGAUAACUGGAAAAAUAUCUUUAAAGCAUGCACUCUGCAAGGUUCAGACCUCCAAAUCCUGAUAAAAAUGGAAGAAAUUUCAAGAAGAAUACCUCAGAUUGAGAAAGAUAUAUCAAAGGUAGAACGUGAAAUAAGGGACGUGUCGGUAUCAUUCAAACAAGAAGUCAUCACCCUAAACUGUCUUGGUAGUUUGAAGGUCACAGAAAGAUCAGUACAACUAGGAACUGGGUUAAAGAAAGUUAAUUUUCAUUCAGGAUGUGUUAAAGUUCUAGCAACCAUUGACGUUGAUGUAAACAGAGGUGGUUUAAGAGUGUUAAGCGGAGUUUUUAUCGAUGAUAAUAUCAUUCUGACAGACUGGGUGAAUAUACUGUGCUGCGAUCUUAAUGGAGUAAUGAAAGAGGAAUUAAAGAUUGCGUCAUCACCAACCGACGUUGCAAGUAUGAGUGAUAGGAAAAUAGCAGUAGCUUCGGAUUCACGACAAAUUAAUUUACUGGAAAUAAAACCAUUUACUUUAAUCCGUACACUAAGUGUCGAUGUUCCUGUUUAUGGACUAUGUUAUCUAAAUGGGGAGUUUUAA
Messenger RNA from Mytilus trossulus (common blue mussel), 1500 nucleotides. Its product is annotated as E3 ubiquitin-protein ligase Midline-1-like. Gene Ontology annotation, molecular function: ubiquitin protein ligase activity; zinc ion binding. Lineage: Eukaryota; Metazoa; Mollusca; Bivalvia; Mytilida; Mytilidae. The record is from RefSeq and is a predicted model, not a curated record. The transcript has a single exon. The coding region runs from base 1 to 1500 and encodes 499 amino acids.